Molecule: messenger RNA, 390 nt
Organism: Ilex paraguariensis (yerba mate)
Lineage: Eukaryota; Viridiplantae; Streptophyta; Magnoliopsida; Aquifoliales; Aquifoliaceae
Source: the annotation of a GenBank genome assembly
AUGGUUUUGAGAGGCUAUGGUAGUCAUCGUGGUGGUUGGUUGACGUGGAUGGUGAUUGUGGGUGGGUUUAAUUGGGUUUUGAUUGAUGGUAUUUUGGGAUUGAGGAUGGGGCUUGUGUGUUUGCGUUGUUGGGGUGGUCCUUCUUGUAGUGGUGAUGGUGCAGAUGACUCAUCGGAGAAGAUUGGAGAUUCGUCUUCAGGCUAUUAUCUUCGUUCGAUCUGUGUGUCUCUUCGAGUCCCUCUCUUCACGCUGUUUGAUUGGAAAGCUGCACAGAUUCGCUCUUCGAUCUCUCAAUCCAGACCCUCAAUUUCCUCGGUUCUUGAGCGGUUGAAAGUGUGGAAGGAAUUGCACAGAAUGAGCAUCGAUAGCCCCGGGAAAGGGGAGAGCUAG